Phlebotomus papatasi is the source of this 2439-nucleotide messenger RNA. Its product is annotated as MICOS complex subunit Mic60. Lineage: Eukaryota; Metazoa; Arthropoda; Insecta; Diptera; Psychodidae. The transcript has 6 exons. Gene Ontology annotation, biological process: cristae formation. The record is from RefSeq and is a predicted model, not a curated record. Gene Ontology annotation, cellular component: MICOS complex. Bases 149 to 2236 code for a protein of 695 amino acids.
GAGCAAAAGGGCAGGCGAAUGCGGCGAACUGAGCAAAAUCAAUGUGACAGGAUAAAUGGUGGACGAAUAGUCUGUCAGGUGUUGUGGUUUUUCAAUAAUUCGAUUUUUUCCACCAAAGCCGGUGAGACACACCUUCGAGUGUCCCAAAAUGUAUCGUCUUGCACUUAGGAGAACCUCCCUGCUCACCAAGAUCCAAACAAACGACACAAGAAUCCUCCACUCGAAGCGACUCUUGAGCAGCAGUUCCGGUGCUCCCCGGGAAGCCGGAUUUGGCAAGUUCAUUGUCAUUUUGUCCCCAUUUGCUGUAUCUGGAGGUGUACUGGCUUAUGCCAAGUACGAUGAGAGCUUCAGGAAAACCCUUGUGUCCACCUUCCCUGCGCUCGAAUCCACAAUAAAUUCCCUCCUGGACGAUGACAAGGGGAUCACUGGAAGGUUUGAGGACACAAAGUCUGCGAUUUUUGGGCUUUUUGGUGGAAAAGAGGAGGAGCACAAGAAGGAGAAUAUUGUGCCGCCUCCUCUGAUCAGGCAGAAACCCAAAAGUGACACUUCAGCACCCACCAGUACUUCGAUUCCAGUACCUGAUCCAACACCCCCGCCCAAGACCUCAUCCCCAUCCCGCCCAAGUUCCCCGACUCGAGCUGCAGCUCCGAAGGCUGAGCCUUUUGAGGUGCCAAAAACAGUUUCUGAGCUGGAGAAGGCUGUGGAGACAGUCGCAGAGGCGGCUGCUGGAGAGUACCGCAAGGCCGCAGAGACCUUCCGGAGGUACAAUGAGGAGGUGCGGAGGGUCGUUGACAGUAUUGUGGAUCACACGGACACGACUUCUUGGAGUACUCUGAAGAACAGGACGAGCCAGAGGAACUUUGCCGUGCGUCAGGCUGAAGAAGCGGCUCAAGAGGCAACUGCAAAGCUUGAAAAAUUGGAAAAGGCAUUGAAGGAUAAUGUGUCUCAGGCUUCGACGGAAGUUUAUGCUAAAGUUCGAGAGACUCAAGAUCGUGCCAGGAAUAAGUUGAAUGCAGCCAAAACGGAAUUAUUCAAGGCGCGGGAGUUAUCGAAUAUGAGUGAGAAAUAUUGGAAGAAGGUUGAAGAUGCUCGGAAUCAUUUUGUCAGUGAAAUGGAAAGUCUCUUCCCGGGCGUCAAUAUAACGGAGAAGCAAUUGGAUCUGCCGAAAGAUCAACUGGAUCUAUUUCUUCUCUAUGCCUAUUCGCAUGUCCUGGCGUACCAGAAGGAGCUGCAGAAGCUUCAUGUGGAGGGCGAGGAGCGUCUCAAGAGAGUCCUCAAUAGUCUGCAGUCGCAUGACAGGGAAGAGAUUCUCGCAGCUGAACUGGAUUAUCGUCUGGGCAAGGAACGCCAGGAGAUGGCGAUGGCAAAGCAGAAGGAGCUCUUUGAGAUUCGUGCUGCUGGCGAAAGGAAGAUCCGGGAGGCACUGAAGCAGCAGGCUCAAGCUCAUGUGGAUAGCCUGAAUGAGACGCUGAAGCUGAAGGAGCAGGAAAUCCGACGGGUACUGUCGCGAGAGAGCGAUGAGAAAUUGCUGAAGGAGAAGACAUCGUAUGCAACGCAAUUGGCUGAAAUGGUGGGAAAAGUGAAAGGAAUGGAUGCCGCCCUCAAAGCAAGGGCUGAAGCUGAGGAAAAGUCCCAGAAGGCACGGGGACUGUGGAGUGCAUGUCAGGCUCUGUGGUUGUGUGUGAGGCAGGGAGAAAGUAAUUCGUCGUGGCGUGAGGGAUUGGUGCCACUGGAGAAUGCUGUGAAAGCGGUGGAAAAGGCAGCCGCUGAGAAUGAUAAAGUGGUUAAGACGAUAUUGGGCUCCAUGUCCACUGAGGCACUGUCAAGGGGUGUUUAUCCUGAAGAGGCUCUCAGGGAGCGAUUCCUGAAGGUUGAUCGUCUGGCCAGACGUCUUGCACUUGUGCCAGAAGGUGGUGCCCGACUUCCAAUGUACAUCUUGUCAUAUUUGCAAUCUAUUUUCAUACUGACGCCCGACAAUCCCAUUUCCAAAGAGGAAUUGAAAGAUGAGAUUGUUGAUUUUAGCAAAUUGGAUACUUAUGACAUACUAAAUAGAGCUCGCUACUGGAUGGACCGUGGAAAUCUAACGCAAACCCUGAGAUACAUGAACCUCCUCCAGGGAGCCCCCAGAAAAGUGGCCAGUGAUUGGCUGAAGGAGUGUCGUCUGUAUCUGGAGACUCAGCAAGCGAUAAAUACGUUAAUGUCACACGCUGCCACCACUGGUCUCAUGUACUUGUAGUGAAAUUAUAUAUCAGCUUCUAAACUCCAUUAGACAUUUAAUUUCUCCACCAUUCGUCAGAUUUAAUUAUUGUAAUUUAAAGUCACGUUGAAAUUAAAUUGGACGUCGAAGUGCAUGAACGUUUGCAGAAGGUGGUGUGUUCUUCAUGGUCGUGCUGAGAGCGGUAGAAAUGCGAGAAAUACACAUGAAAGUUAAAUUCCAAA